GGAAGACGAAUACGAAAUUACGAAGAGUCAAAGAGUGCGUCAUUGUUAAUUUCUGUUUCUAAAAAAAAGUUGUGAAUUAAUUGUUCGCUCUUGGGUUGUGUGCAUAAUUUUCAAAGCAAUUUAACAUUUCAAUCAUUAUAAAACAUUCCGAAAAAUGUCUCGAACAUCAGCUAAAUAUAGAAAUUUCGUUGCUGAACCCAUGGGUCAGAAAUCUGUGACGGAAUUGGCCGGCGUUGGAGAAACGCUUGGUGGACGAUUAACUGAAGCUGGUUUCGAUAAGGCAUACACUGUUUUGGGGCAAUAUUUAAUUCUCAAAAAAGACGAAGAACUCUUCAAGGAAUGGAUGAAAGAUGUCUGCAAUGCGAGCUCGAAACAAGCGUCCGACUGCUACCAUUGUCUUAAUGACUGGUGCGAGGAGUUUAUGUGAAUAACAUGUAAUGUUCAAAUAACUUUCCAUAUCUUUAGUGUAUAACUUCUAUAAAUAUAAUUUCUGUAAAACUUAGAAUCGUUAAUAUGUAUAAAAAAAAGUAAAAAACUAAAUUGUCCCGAGUAUAAAAAAAUGUUAACGUGCCUAAUACUACCUAUAGUUGCUGAA
Molecule: messenger RNA, 595 nt
Organism: Eupeodes corollae
Lineage: Eukaryota; Metazoa; Arthropoda; Insecta; Diptera; Syrphidae
Gene: baf
Product: barrier-to-autointegration factor
Exons: 2
Coding region: 155-427 (90 amino acids)
Molecular function (GO): DNA binding
Source: RefSeq, a predicted model, not a curated record